GCCUUCCCGGUGCAUAUAAAAGGCGUCGUACGCUGAGGAGAAAGGAAGGCAUGGGGUAAUGGCAGUCAGCCAGUCACUGUAAGGUAGUGGUCCGCCGAGGGCCGUCCUGCCAUUUACACAUACUGGUAGCGAGCUGCAAGGUGGCCCGAGACACCUUUUCCCCUGCUAUAGGGUUCGCUGCUUCUGAGCAGAGCUGCAGCUCGCGACGUGCGUCUGGACGCCAUUUUAUUUCGAUGACGUGUCGACUAUAGACUACUUCCCGCUGUUGUGUAAGACAAUGUGCCGUGCACUGCGUGUUUCUCUCUGGACUAAGCGGGGAGAUGAGGCCGGGCGCGGAACUAUUGGAAAUGGAAAACUCCAUCUGGAUACUGUCAGAGGUGAAAGAGUGUGAGGAAUGGUAGAAAACAAUGAUUGCAAGUUGUUUCAAGGGCGCCAUUUUUUCCAGGUUUUCAGGGAAACGCCCUUUGGGGCCGUAGUGCGCGUGCGCAAAACUGAGGCGCACCGUGUGUCUGGUGAAAAUGGCGAUGCGUAUGCCGCGGGAAGAGGAGCGAGUGAAGAACCCGAAGAUGCGGUGGUACUUCACGAAGGAGGAGCUGGCCAAUUCUCCUUCCCGCCGCGAGCACGGUGUGGAGCCAGGCAAGGAGCUAUCCUACCGGCAGCAAGCCGCCAAUAUGAUCCAAGACAUGGGCCAACGACUGAACGUGAACCAGCUCUGUAUCAACACGGCCAUCGUGUACAUGCACAGAUUCUACUGUGUUCAUUCUUUCAAGACCUUCCACAGACAUUUGCUGGCCACGGCGGCGCUGUUUUUAGCGGCCAAGAAUGAGGAACAGCCUCGUAAGCUCCAGUAUGUGGCCCAGGCAUCGUAUGCCUGUGCCUAUAAAGACCAGCCAAUGCUGGACAUUCAGAGUCAGGCUUACACAAAGUUAGUCGAGGACAUCACUUACUAUGAAUUACUGCUGCUCGAGACACUAGGGUUUGAAGUCAAUGUGGACCAUCCUCAUCCGCACGUGGUGAAGUGUAUGCAGUUCCUGAAAGCGAGCAAGGAUCUGGCCCAGAUGGCCUACUUCAUGGCUCACAACAGUCUGCUGCUGACAACGUUUUGCCUGGAGCACAGUCCUAGCACCGUGGCCUGUGUGUGUAUCCACCUCUCGUGUCGGUGGAAGGGUCUGGACAUCCCUCGCUCCUCGGACGGGAAGAGCUGGUGGGAGUACAUUGACCCCAGCAUCAACCGUACCAAGUUAGAUGACCUCACAAAGGAAUUCCUGAUGAUCUAUGACAAGAGCCCCAGUAGACUUCAGAAGAAGAUAACAGAGCCCAUCAAACUGCAGGGGAGCAGUAGUGGUGGUUCCAGUGUACCUUCUAGUAGUGCAUCUACCAGUGCCAGCAGAGCUCACGGGCCUGGUCACAGUCUAUCAGACAAGGGCAAAAGGCCUGCUGGGUCUGCUGCGCAUCCCGUGAAACACCAGAAAUCCAGUGUGUUUGCUCAGUCUGGUAGUCAUGGUAACAAGCCACACCCACAAGCCGGAGACAUGAAGAAUCACAGCAGAGUUGGCCACACCCACCAGGCACAUCCACAGGCCUCCCGUGGAGUGAAGCGGCAUCACUCAUCAGCUGAGAAAGAGGCUCACGGCAAGAAGAGGGUUAAGACAGAACACAACUCGCAGCCUCCACUUCCCAUCUCCUCUCAUCCCCUUCGUCCACCACUCCCAUCUGGCCCUCCACCAAACUCUGGUCUCCAUUCUCACCCUCCACCUCCUCUCCCCCCUGCCCCGGCUCAUCAUCACAAACUUCACUCUAAGCACAACUCUCUUGCACCUCCCCUUCCGCCUCCCUUACCACACUCUCCCUCCCCUCCUCCACCUCCUCCUCCCAGACAGUAACAUUCUUUUCCCUCACCAAACCCUUAUCAGUUUGGUCUGCAUUUGAUCUUGGCCUACGGGUGUUUCUGGCAUUUAAAAUUUCACUAUCACCAUAAUCUAUUUAUGAUGUCAUCAUUGUGUAUUAAAGUAAUUGUGUUUGCUGCAGCGGCACUAUUUUUGUCAUUCACUUGAUCACAUGUUGACAAUGUCAUAACGAUAUACAAUCAGCAAAUUAAUACAAAGUCUACUUAUUAGAUUAUAUGGCAUUACAAUCAUAGGUAAAAGUUAAACAGUUUCUUCUUCUUCGAAGUGUGUGUUGACAUGUUUCUCGAAAUCUUGCUCUGACGUUCGGAGAGGGAACUUCAUGUUGCACAUGGGGCAGCUGCGAGAACUUUUGUCACUUCUCUUCACGCUCUCUGAGAGUUGAGCCACUUUGGCCUUCAGGUGAUCUCUUUCAGUCAGGAGGGCUGCGUACUCUUUCGCUUUCUCUUCAAACACCAUCUUCUGUCGUUGAAUUUCUUCGUUCUUCUCUGAAAUUCUCUUGUCAUGGCGAUCUUCAAGGCCCAGGUAGCGUUGUUUGGCUUGGGCCAGCUCCAUUUCCAGGGCAGUGAUUUUGCUCUCCAUGUCGGUGCGCUCCUUCCUGCGAAUACUCAACUCGGCUGCGGCUUUUUCACAAUUUUGGACCAUUUCCUCGUGCUCUUGUUGGGCUGCUGGUGGAGUGGCAGGGAUCCCUUCUUUCUUUAGUUUUCGUCGCAGUUCGACGCACUCUUGUGCCUUUGCUGUAUACUCGGCUUGACAAUGCUUCACUCGCUCCACCAUUUUAUCGUGGUUGCUUUGAAGCCUUGCGCUUUCCUCCUGGAAUUUCUUCAGUUGAAGCAAAACUCUCACGUUCUUCUCCCUUUCCUCGGAAUAAUACUUCUCAAGGUUUUCGUAUGCCUGCUGGAGUGCAACAUAUGCUCCCUUGUCGACAACAUUAGGGGGCGGGGGAGGCAUGGGCUGGGGGUUCUUGUCCUUCCGUGCACCCACCAGUUCCACUAUGUUGGCCUGCGUACAAGCUAACUCCUGCUCCAGCUUCUCAAUCUGCUCGUCUUUCUGUGAGAGUGCAGCACUGAUGUUGGCACUGAGACUGCUCUGUUGUUGCAGCUGCUCUCCCUGGCUUUCCUGCACUCUGCCCCUCAGCUCCGCACACACUGCAUGGAGCUCUGCAUUCGUCGCUUCUGCCGUCUCCAAUUUCUCGGUGAUUUGCUCGAGCUCCUCGCCUCGUGUGCCCACCAGUCUACGGAGAUCGUCCACCUGUGAUUCCUUGAUCCUUAUCUGCUGCCUCAGCUCUUCAGCCUCACUCGUUACCACCACCAAUUCCCCCUCUACUGCUGACACGCGUCCCUUCAGCACCUUCACCUCCUGUUCCUCGCUCUCCUUGGCCGUCAGGAGCUCCUGGUUCCUCGCCUGCUCUCGCUUCACCUGCUCUGUGAGCCGUUGCUCAGCCUCGCAUUUAAUGGCAACCUCACGUUCCAGCUCUACGACACGAGCAUCUUUCUCUGCAGAUUUUCUCUUCUCUUCCUCUGUCUCCUUCCUAGCCCUUUCAAUUUCCUCUUUCAGGGCGUUCACUUCCGUAUUCAGCGCCACUAACUGACCCUGAGCGGCAGAAGUGGCUGCCUCGAAUUUCUGACGGAGACCUGCAUUUUCGCCAGCGAGCGCUUCGUUCUCGGCCUUCGCCGCGGUCAGCUCUUCGCCCAAUUCCGCGCGUACCUCGCGACGCAACGACUCCAUUUCUUCCUUCUUGGGCUUCUUCUGUAGAACCAUUAUGCUCUUCAUGCUGUCGUCCGUGACCUCCACCAGCUCCAUGUCGUCCAGGGAGACGCUGAGAGGUGCGAACUGAAACGGAGCGCUGGCGCCCCGUACGGCUCCAUCCCGACUGACGAAGCAGAGCUGGUAGAAAUGACCGUCUUCGGGCGGGAGACGACGGCCGGCGAAUGUGACGCAGCCCUCUUUGGUGUCGGCGUCAGGCUGAGUGGCCCACUCGAAGGUGUAGUAGUCUCUACUGGAGGUCCAGCCGACUCGAAACAGACCGACCCAGUCCCUCUUGCUGGUCUGUAGCUCCGAGCCUGGGUCUAUGACGUAAUGUACCACCAUCUCUUCCCCGGGAGGGUAGCUCCGCUGAAUAUCCUGGAAAGUUGCCAUGUCUUUAGCCUCACUCAUCUUCUUUUGCCUUGCGGUUUGUUUUCUCUGUGGGCCAC
Geodia barretti is the source of this 4099-nucleotide messenger RNA. NCBI's taxonomy places the organism in Eukaryota, Metazoa, Porifera, Demospongiae, Tetractinellida, Geodiidae. The record is from the annotation of a GenBank genome assembly.